UCUACACACAAAUAUAUCAGCCUCUCUCUUGUGCAACGCAAACGCCCAGGGAGCGAGUAAAGAAAAGGUGACAUUAUUACAUAAUUUGAAAGUGUUUUUGUGUUACUAAACAACACAUGGACACCGCUUAUGGAUCUAAUCCAGCAGAACCGGAAGGGGACGUGUCUAUUCUGAAGGUCAGAAUUAAAGAGGGAAUUGGUCUUGCUAAGAAGGAUAUCUUUGGAGCAAGUGAUCCUUAUGUCAAAGCAACGCUUAUUAAGGGGGGAGGGAGUUCUGAUGAGCUGAUGUCUGUACAGACGAAGACCAGGAAGAAGACUCUGAAUCCAAAAUGGAAUGAAGAAUUCACUUUUACGGUGAAUCCAAGAAACAACCGACUGCUUUUUGAAGUGUUUGAUGAAAACAAAGUUACAAGAGAUGAUUUCUUGGGACAAGUUCAAAUUCCUCUCUACACAGUACAACCUCAGAAUGCCAACACCUGGAACAACCACAAAGAUUAUAUACUUAGACCACGAAGUGCUAGGUCAAGGGUCAAAGGUUUCUUGCGUAUGACAUUAGCUUACACCGGUGGUGCUGCUUUACAAAAUAGCCUUAUGACUGAUGAGCCUGACUGGGAAUUGGUGGAAUCAGAAAACUUAACAAACACACCUUCGACGUCUCGGCAAGAAGAGGGUCCUCCAUUACCUCAGGGGUGGGAAGAGAGAACCGAUGCCAACGGAAGGGUGUUCUACAUAUGCCACACGACAAGAACAACACAAUGGCAUAGACCAACAGAGGCUACUCCCGAUGUACCCCAGAGAUCUGGAUCUCAGUAUGACAGAGCACGUGCUAAUUACCAGGCAAGAAGGCAUUUAAGCCAGGAAGAUUCUGUCGAUGGUGCUUCUCCUUCAAGAAGUCUUCCUAAAAACAUGGCCUUACCACUUGAACCCAUCCCAUUCCCUACGGUAAAUGCUGAGACGCCAACUCACCAACCACAUGAUGCACCAGCAGACGACCCUCUAGGACCUCUUCCUCCCGGUUGGCAGAUGCAGAAAGCACCUAGCACUGGUCGCUGGUUUUUUAUCAACCAUAACACACGCAAGACAUCUUGGGAUGACCCAAGAAAACACAAUGUUCAGGUUGACGAACUUGGACCACUUCCACCCAACUGGGAAAAGAGAAUGCAUGCCGAUGGUCGAGUGUUCUUCAUUGAUCACACUACAAAGAGUACGCAGUGGGAAGAUCCUAGGAUAAACAUAGCAUCAGUGGGUGGUGAGCCUGUACCUUAUUCAAGAGAUUACAAAAGAAAAUACGACUUCUUCAAAUCACAGCUCCUUAAGAAAAAGUCAUCCGGCACCGGUGAGGCAGAAAUUCCAAACCGCUUUGAGAUGAAAGUUUCAAGGAAUUCAAUCCUUGAGGAUUCUUAUCGUUGUAUCAUGUCUGUAAAGCAUCCAAAUCACCUGAAAGGAAGGCUGUGGAUUGAGUUUAAAGGGGAGGUUGGCUUAGACUACGGAGGUGUUGCAAGAGAAUGGUUUUUCCUGUUGUCAAGGGAAAUGUUCAAUCCGUAUUACGGUCUUUUUGAAUACUCAGCCACGGAUAACUACACAUUACAAAUCAAUCCGGAUUCAGGAAUAUGUAACGAACAGCACCUAGAUUACUUUAAAUUCAUUGGAAGAGUUGCUGGCAUGGCAGUUUACCAUGGAAAACUAUUAGAUGCAUUUUUUAUUCGUCCGUUCUACAAGAUGAUGUUACAGAAGCCAAUAACAUUAAACGAUAUGGAACCUGUGGACUCAGAAUACUAUAACUCAUUAAUGUGGAUUAAAGAAAAUGAUCCUGAGGACCUGGACCUAAUGUUUGCUGUUGAUGAUGAGAGUUUUGGCCAGACACGUACAAUUCCAUUGUUGCCACAUGGAGGAGACAUACCAGUAACGAAUCAGAACAAGGAAAACUAUAUCAAGCUAAUCAUAGACUAUAGGUUCAUAACUAGGAUAGAAAAGCAAAUGAAUCAGUUCAUGGCGGGUUUUGCUGAGCUAAUUCCAAUUGAAUUAAUGAAGAUUUUUGAUGCCAACGAACUUGAGCUGCUACUUGGUGGAUUAACAGAGAUAAGCGUUGCUGAUUGGAAGAAGAAUUCUGCAUAUCGUGGUGGUUACUACGACAACCACAUAGUGAUCCAAUGGUUCUGGAAGGCGGUUUUGACCUUGGAUAAUGAGAUGAGAGCUAGGCUAUUGCAGUUUGUCACCGGAACAUCCCGGGUACCUAUGAAUGGAUUUGCACAUCUGUAUGGAAGUAAUGGUCCACAACUAUUCACCAUUGAGAAGUGGGGAACGCCUGCAUCGCUCCCACGAUCACACACUUGCUUUAACCGACUGGAUCUUCCACCUUACGACUCAUACUACACUCUACGAGAAAAGCUGAGGCUAGCAGUUGAGAACACCCAAGGUUUUGAGGGUGUGGAUUAAAAACUCCUUCUUUUCACAACAUAAUAUCAAAUAAAGAUAUCUAAUGUAUAAAGACUGAGAAGAAAUUAACAAUAGUUAGAUUUUGUAUUUGUUGGUAAUUUGAAUAACUCCUGUUCUGUAUGUAUCUAUUUAUAUAUGUAUAUAAUUUUUAUUUUAAAAUGAUGACUGCCUUUUAAAUCUAGGUAGAUUGGUUGUAAGAAUAUAUUUGAUUAUGUACAGGAUUCCUUGUAAGUUGGGUAAUGAAUUUAACAAAUCUGAUAUGCAUGCAUGAUAUUGCCAAAAAAUAUUUGUAAAAAAAAUUGAUGAUUUGUAUUCAAGUAGAAUAUAAAGGAUGAAAUUGUAUAUAGAAAAAGCAUUGCAAAAAAAAGCUCUAUUGUUCCACACAGUAGUGGAUUGAGGACACAAAAUUACUCAGAAUGGCUUAAAGCUAGCCUCUGGAGGGAAACAUUUUUUAUUAUGUUUUUAUAACUGAUUUUAUAAGACACAAAAAGGGUGUUGGUUAAUGGCAUACAGAUUUUGGAAUAUUCAUAAACUGGGGGGAAAAUGGGCAUGCCAAUCUUUUUUCUACCAUAUUUUUGCCUUAAAAUAUCAGUUGUACAACGUACAAGAGAUUGUUUUCCUCAUGAGCCUGGCUUUAAAUAUUUACAAGCUAAAAAUAAAGAUGAUUUAAUUUUGGAUACUGUGAAAUUGCUCCCCUCAAUUUCUGACACUCUCGGCAUUGAACAAGUUAGUUAAAAUGUUUGAAUUAAAAAAAAGUAUUAAAAAAAAAACAAUAACAGGUAGUAGUGAUGCAUGGGGAGCCAUGCAGAUAAUUCAGGCCUUUAGAGAAAAGAACAAAAACUGUGGCAAUGUACUCUUGUUUAUGCAAAUAAAUGUUGUGGCAAUUUAAUUUUUUCUGAUUUUGUUGGUGUAAUUCUUGACAAUUUUACAUUUUGAGUGCCCCUUUUCUGCAUUGUCAUCAAUAUUGCGAGCCCCUUAAAUGUGUUUUUUUUUUCCCCCUGCUUUACCUCCUUUUUGGUUGUUAUUCUUCAUGUUUUCACAUUUUGAGGCUGCCCUUUUUUCAUGCAUAAACUUUGCAAGCCACUUGAACAGGUAUUAUUCCAGGUAUGUUUCCUCCUUUUGUUCACAUCCACCCAGCAUCUCUCGAUGAUAUAGUAUACAAAUAAUGAAUGUUUAUGAUUGCAAUGGGAAAAAUCUUUCAACACACCUAAAAUAGAUUCUUGUCUUCUGAUAUAUUAUGAAAAAAAUUUAUCUUUUUCCUGAAUAGAAAUUCUUGUCAUUUGAUACUUAUGAAAAAAAUCUACCCUUUUUCUAAAUGGAACAGUUCAGUAUCUUUUUAGCCAAUCAAAAUAUUGUAUUAGGUUGGAGAAUUGUACCUAGAUGCUGUGCAAUAGAGCGAAACGGAUGAAACGAAAAUGCAUGGAUGGAAGUAAAAAUGCAUGGUGGAACCAAUGUCACGUGAUACAAAAUUCACCAAUCAAAUGACAAAGAUCUAUUUAGGUGUGUUAUAAUAGUAUUUGUUGGCUGAAUUAUCUGAUAACAUUAAAAUCUCAGAAUGCACCAGUUUACUGUGUGAGAUUAAUCUAUCAUAGAUGAAAGUACUUGUGUUUGUUUUAUCACACAUCGUCCGUGUGUUUUUUGACAAACAUACCCUGCAAAAUGUUACUUACUUACACAGGAAUUCAAUAAAAAAUAAGCUUGUCGGGUAAAUUGUUGUGUUGCAAAAAAGUUUAUGUUUAUCUAAUUACUGUACGUGUUAGUCUUAAAUAAGGCUUUGCUUACACUAUCAAAUUUUAUGUGACAAAAAAAUGUGAUGUGCCCAUGUAUGGGUACGGUCACGUCAUAUCACAUACUAUCAAAUUGUGUCAAAAAAAGUGUUGGACUUUCAUUUUCCAUCACAUUUUAUGUGAUGCUUUUUUGAUGAAAGUUGAUAGUGUAGACAAAGCUUAAAGGAUUAAAGAUCCAAUUAAUAAUAUUGAUUAGCUUGGCCCACACUAUCAGAUGGUCUCUGAAAAAAGAAACCUGUUGUAUGCUAAUAUAUAAUCAUGAUGUGCCCAUAUAUGGUCAUGAUGGGAUGUCAUCAUGACCAUAUUUAAGCAUUUCACAUGUUCCUGUCAAAUAAAAUUUGAUACUCUGGGCAUAGCUUAACAUUUAUACAAGAUGGAUUCCAUGUGUGUAUUAAAGACAAGGAUAAAUCAGGUUCCCAGGUUGGGAGAAACUACUUCUAUACGAUCUGGUUAAAGAUUUUUUUUAAACACAUUUUUGUGAUUUGCUGUGUAUGGUUAUUUACAAUGCCAGUAGAAUUCAGGGAGACAAGUAAUACCGUACAGUAGUGAAAACGUUAAAAUAUCAUGAAUUGUGUCGGAUUGGUUAGUUUCUUGGACGUGUUUGCUUGCAAGAGUGUAUGAGAUCGUGCCAAUUUCUGGGAAGGUUCCUGCGACUCUCUGACAAAAACAUUUUGCUGUGGUUUAAAUCCCUUAAUUUAUUAUAUUUUUUUUAAAAAGAAUAUAUAUGAUAAAGUUAGAUAAAACCUUGCCUCUGUGCUAUACAAUAUUGUUUUGUUUUUUGUUUUGGGUGAACUUUAACAUUUAACCUGUAACCCAGUCACAACAAAGGGUGCUAUUGUAUAGUAAUACAAGUAAUAAACAACAAUAUAAUCGAUUUGGCUGAUAUUAUUUUCCAAGGUAGUUGUAGUAGGAUAUGUAUAUAUAAGGCUAUUGGUGGUAUAUCAUGUGUUGAUAUGAUGAAUAAUAUAUUAUGCAUUGAGGUAUUUCAUUGAUAUUAUUCAAUAGUAAAAUAUACAGUCAGUAUUUUUUCCUAUUAUGCAAUACAAAUGCAUCUUGUUUGUCUAAUAUUGUUACUGUAAUGAUAAUGUGUUUUGAAUUUAAAUUAUGUAUGUAAAUGACUCUCUCUUAAUGAAAGUUUAUCAUGUGUUUUGUUGUUUAACCAUCAUCAUCCUGGAAUAAGAUUUCAACUAGGCCUGCUGUGUUUUCACCUUAGUAUUUCUGUAAAUCAUGUUUUUUUUAAUCAAAUUAAUAAUUAUGGCUGUCAUUGAUUGAAGCUCCAAAACUGCCAGAACAUUUUAUUUAUAUUCCACUUCGUUGAUUUGUCUCCCACAUCCACACACCUUUCUUUACCUACAACUGUGUAGUAGUGCAAAGGUAGAUAUUCUGCACUGAUAACGUGGUGUCUUAGUACAAUUUGUUAUGAUGCUUAACUUUCCAAAAAACAUGGAAUGCUCGCAUUUAAAGGUCAUGCAUUUCCGUAGUAAAAAUACAGUUAGAAAUUAUACUUAUGAUUGAUUACAUGUGAACUUAGAACUCUUGUGUAGAAAGAAUUAUAUUAUGGUAGCGUACAAGCUAUCCAAAUUGAA
This is a messenger RNA of Anneissia japonica, 5808 nucleotides long. RefSeq names its product E3 ubiquitin-protein ligase NEDD4-like. Gene Ontology annotation, biological process: regulation of dendrite morphogenesis; ubiquitin-dependent protein catabolic process. Gene Ontology annotation, molecular function: ubiquitin protein ligase activity; sodium channel inhibitor activity; protein binding. The record is from RefSeq and is a predicted model, not a curated record. The coding region runs from base 117 to 2435 and encodes 772 amino acids. The transcript is spliced from 24 exons. NCBI's taxonomy places the organism in Eukaryota, Metazoa, Echinodermata, Crinoidea, Comatulida, Comatulidae.